GAGGUGGCGGAGAGGCGGCGGGCUCGGGCCUCCUUUACCGGCGGGCUCUGCGGUGGGCGGUGCGGCGGAGGUGCGUUUCCGGGCCGGCCGGGGUUCGCGCCGUUGGGCUUCCAGUCUCUCACUCCCGCAGGGGCGCAGGCAUCGGUCGCAGCCAUGAACUACGCGCGCUUCCUCACGGCCACGAGCGCGGCCAGAGAGCCUUCUGCCAUUCGCGUCCUGACGGAGAUCCUGAGCAGGGCGCCGAGGUCGCUCAUCUCCCUGGCCGCGGGGGCCCCGAACCCGAGCACGUUCCCCUUCCAGGCCGCCGUGGUGACCACGCACGACGGGAGGGCCGUGCGGCUGGACGGAGCGCGCAUGGCGAGGGCGCUGCAGUACUCGCCCAGCGCCGGAAUCCCAGAGCUGUUGUCCUGGCUGAAACAGUUGCAAGUAAAAUUGCAUAACCCUCCCAGCAUCCAUUACCCGGCCAGCCAAGGACAGAUGGACCUGUGUGUUACGUCUGGCAGCCAAGACGGGCUCUGUAAGGUAUUUGAAAUGAUCAUUGAUCCUGGAGAUAAUGUCCUCCUAAGUGAACCUGUUUAUUCAGGAAUACUUCAAAUUCUGAAACCCCUGGGCUGCAAUAUCAUCAGUGUUUCCAGUGACGAACACGGGAUUAUCCCAGACUCCCUCCAAGAAAUACUGUCCAGAUGGAAGCCAGAAGAUUCAAAGGACCCCGGGAGAAAUACCCCCAAGCUUCUCUACACCGUCCCGAACGGGAACAACCCCACCGGAAACUCGUUAACGGCCGACCGCAAAAAGGCGAUCUACGAGGUCGCAAGAAAAUACGAUUUCCUCAUAGUAGAAGAUGAUCCUUACUACUUUCUCCAGUUCACCAAGCCCUGGGCCCCAACAUUUCUUUCCAUGGACAUUGAUGGACGUGUCAUCAGAGCUGACUCCUUCUCUAAAGUCCUCUCCUCGGGGCUGAGAAUUGGGUUCAUAACUGGUCCAAAACCCUUGAUAGAGAGAGUUGUUUUACACACACAAGUUUCAACAAUGCAUGCCAGCACUUUCUCACAGGUUCUGGUAUCAGAGCUUCUACACCAAUGGGGAGAAGAGGGUUUCCUGGCUCAUGUAGAGAGAGUGACUGAAUUCUAUAGGGCCCAGAAGGAUGCGCUGCUGGCAGCUGCAGACAGAUGGUUAAGUGGUUUGGCAGAAUGGCACGUUCCUACUGCUGGAAUGUUUUUGUGGGUUAAAAUUAAGGGCAUCAGUGAUGUAAAACAACUGAUUGAAGAAAAAGCCAUUAAAAAAGAGAUACUAAUAGCUCCUGGGAACGUCUUCUACACCGACAGCUCGGCACCCAGCCCUUACUUCAGAGCGUCCUUCUCCUCGGCGUCUCCAGAACAGAUGGGCCAGGCCUUCCAGAGAUUAGCCCAACUUAUAAAAGAAUCUUUAUGAAGAUAUUAAACUUUUCAUAGAACCCAUGAAUUUUUCCCAUAAAGUAUUUCUAUGUUUUAGCAGAAAGAAAUGAUCAUUUUGGUGUUAGACCUACAGCUCGGAUUUCACCAAACAUGUCAUAUCUGUAGUAAUCAAGGCAACCUUUAAAGUGCCCUUAAGUCCAUCAGAAUGCCAAAAUAUAUUUAUAAUCCAUUUAUACCUUUUGAUAAAUUUUCAACCUGCAAAAAAUUAUUUUUACCCUGGAUUUUAUUGUAAAGAAUUCUGUAGUUACUUUAUAAUUUUCCAUAGAUUUUCUAUGAAAAUUUUACAGUAAAUCAUCUUGAAAAUGUACAAAAAUAAAUACAAAAUAGUAUAUAGUGGGAACUUUUUCUAUUUUUAGGAAAGUUUAAUGAAUGCUUACUGCAAAAAUUGUUAGAAUUUGACCAUUAAGAAGGAUUUUCACUGGGAGUACCAUAGACAUUAUGUUAUGCCAUAGAAAUCCCUGUAAAAUAAAAUUCUGAAACUAAACUUACAUAAA
This is a messenger RNA of Manis pentadactyla (Chinese pangolin), 1948 nucleotides long. It is a transcript of the gene AADAT, whose product is annotated as aminoadipate aminotransferase. Lineage: Eukaryota; Metazoa; Chordata; Mammalia; Pholidota; Manidae. The record is from RefSeq and is a predicted model, not a curated record. Gene Ontology annotation, molecular function: pyridoxal phosphate binding; L-kynurenine:2-oxoglutarate transaminase activity. Bases 154 to 1431 code for a protein of 425 amino acids. Gene Ontology annotation, biological process: biosynthetic process. The transcript has 13 exons.